Messenger RNA from Penicillium coprophilum, 1599 nucleotides. RefSeq names its product MDR family MFS transporter. Gene Ontology annotation, molecular function: transmembrane transporter activity. Gene Ontology annotation, biological process: transmembrane transport. Lineage: Eukaryota; Fungi; Ascomycota; Eurotiomycetes; Eurotiales; Aspergillaceae. The coding region runs from base 1 to 1599 and encodes 532 amino acids. The transcript is spliced from 5 exons. The record is from RefSeq and is a predicted model, not a curated record.
AUGGUGGAAGCUAAUGAAAGUCCAGCGAGUGAGAAGGCCUUGACCACUGUACAGGGGCUGGACUAUCCGUCUGGUAUCCGGUUGGCCGUCAUUAUAGUGGCCUUAGUGCUUACAAUGUUUAUGGUGGCUUUGGAUAUGACAAUUGUUGCGACAGCGAUCCCACGUAUUACCGAUGAAUUUCACAGCCUCGACCAAGUGGGCUGGUACGGUUCCGCUUUCUUCCUGACAUUGGCCACUUUUCAAUCAACGUGGGGCAAGCUAUACAAGUUCUGGGAUCUGAAGUUCGCCUUUCUUGCGGCAGGAGCGUUGUUUGAAAUCGGUAGUUUGAUUUGUGGUGUUGCUCCAAAUAGCACGGCUUUGAUAGUGGGCCGUGCUAUUGCGGGCUGGGGCGCCGCCGGCCUAGUUGGGGGCUGCUACACCGUGAUUGCGUUUGUGGCACCGCCUUCCAAGGCUCCAAGAUACACUGGACUGAUUGGGACUUCCUAUGCUACGGCCAGUGUGGCCGGGCCGUUACUGGGAGGAGCAUUUACCGAUGGCGCCACUUGGCGAUGGUGCUUCUACAUCAACUUGCCUAUCGGGGGAAUUUCACUAGCAAUUCUGGCGUUUUUCUUCCGCCCUCCGUCCCAUGCACGGCCUGUCGCUGCGCCCUUGCGAGAAAAACUCCAACAGCUUGACCUGAUUGGGGCAGCAUUGACCAUCGGUGCUCUUGUCUGCUUUUUACUGGUCAUGCAAUGGGGCGGAAUAACUAUGCCAUGGAACUCUGCGAAUGUUAUUGGUCUUUUAGUAGGCUUCGGUCUACUAACUCUAGCUCUUGUGGCCAGCCAAUUUCUUCAAGGAGAGCGAGCAGCCUUGGCUCCACGUUUGAUACGCCCUCGAGUGAUUUAUGGUGUCUGUGUGUUUGUAUUUUUCCAAUCUGGCGCCAACUUUCUUUUCACGUAUUACCUCCCGAUUUACUUCCAGGCUAUUGAUGGAAUGAGCGCAGCGGCAAGUGGUACACGUAACUUGCCAUUUAUCGUGCUUUCCGCGAUAUUUGCCGCAGUAGCUGGUAUUGCUAUUACACGCGUUGGAUACUUCACGGCUUUUCUGGCUCUUGGUAGUGCAGUGUUUCUAAUAGGCUCUGGUCUUAUCUAUACACUUGACAUUGGCAGCUCUGCUUCAAAGUACAUCGGAUAUCAGGUGCUCCUGGGUCUAGGACAGGGAUUGGCUAUUCAAAUUCCGGUCAUUGUCGGACAGGCCUUCUCCAUGAUGGACGAUAUUGCGCCUGUGACUGCGAUUGUUUUGUUUUUCCAAAUGAUGGGAGGAGCAGUAUUUAUAUCAGCUGCUGAGUCUGUAUUUUCUAACCGAUUGUUACCUGCCCUUGCAGAGUAUGCCCCGACUGUCGAUGCUGCACGAGUGCUUUCCAUCGGUGCUACUGGACUUCGCAGCGAAUUCUCAACGGGUGAUUUACCCGGUAUUCUUCAGGCCUACAUGGUAGCUCUUCAAGAUGUAUUUCUUUUCGGGACAGUGACUGCCGCGUGUGCAUUUGUAGCCAGCUGGCUGGCACCUCCCCGAAGCAUUCUACACGGAAAUCGAGGAUCUACGACGAUUAUUGCAGCAUAA